AAGCGGUAGGGCUGUUAAUUUAACAGUGCAGCUGUAAAUUUCUCUUGUCCAUAAAGCCGCGUUCCUUUCAUUAAACUUAACUACUGUGUCCAAAUAUGUCUAAAAAUACAGCUUCAGGCUUGUUUAGGAAAGUAGACGUAGAUGAAUACGACGAGAACAAGUUUGUGGACGAGGACGACGGCGGGGAGAACCAGGGUGGUCCGGACGAAGCAGAAGUUGACGCUCUGCUCCGACAGGGGAACAUGAAUGCAGCUCUUCAUGCUGUGCUAAAGAACCCUCCAGUCAACACCAAGAACCAGAAGGCCAAGGAGCGAGCAGAGGUGCUGGUGGUCAAAGUGCUGAGCAGCUUCAAGAGCAGUGACAUAGAGAAAGCUGUUGGGUCACUGGACAGAGCAGACGUGGACCUGCUGAUGAAGUACAUCUACAAAGGCUUUGAGAAACCUUCUGACAACAGCAGUGCUGUACUGCUGCAGUGGCAUGAAAAGGUUUUGGCAGUGGGAGGUGUGGGCUCUAUAGUCCGAGUUCUGACUGCUAGGAAGACUGUCUGAUCAUCCAAGACCCAACAGACAGCACCUGUAAACAGACGGUAGUUUCAAGUCUGUCACCAGAGCUGAUGACAGACAGGCCUCUUCUCUUUCUAUUUUUGGACAUGAUCCCCGUUUAUUUUUGUACUGGAGCUGAGCAUCUUCCUGAUGCAGUUCUUCUUUGUUCCUGCAUUCACUAUUUUCAGUUGCACAUCUGGCAUUUAGAAGUGCUGGCAUUCAAGCAGGGAGGUGCUGGCACCUCAGACUGUCUGUCUGCCAGUCGUGCAGAAAACAGACACGGCUUCCCACUCCUUCUGAUGCCUCUGCUGGCUCACUCACUGCUCCUCUUCCUCCUGCCUCCCUUCUGAAACCUCUACUGAGGAAAUACAAAAGAUUGUCCCUCAACUGUCAGAGACUGCUAACUGUGCAGGGUGCUUCCCUGCCCUGUGCCCAGUGCAUGCUGGGAUUGCAUUUAUUCUGAACAUCUCUGUUCAUUGUCUUUUUUGUACUUAAACUGAUUCCACAUUGCUUCUUUUUAUAUCAUGAAUAAAAGAAAAAUAAUGUGCUGAACCCGAA
Monopterus albus (swamp eel) is the source of this 1100-nucleotide messenger RNA. Its product is annotated as actin-related protein 2/3 complex subunit 5-like. Lineage: Eukaryota; Metazoa; Chordata; Actinopteri; Synbranchiformes; Synbranchidae. Gene Ontology annotation, cellular component: Arp2/3 protein complex; actin cytoskeleton. Gene Ontology annotation, biological process: regulation of actin filament polymerization; Arp2/3 complex-mediated actin nucleation. The transcript is spliced from 4 exons. The coding region runs from base 96 to 548 and encodes 150 amino acids. The record is from RefSeq and is a predicted model, not a curated record.